GGUCGCCGCGCAGGCGCAACUAGAAACCAGCGGAUGCGGCGGUGCCAGCUAAGUCCGUUGACGGCCCCGGUUACUCCCGUUGAAAUGGUCAGCAGCUGCCAGCGGGUAAACGUCACGGCCGUUUGGUGCUGUCAGUGCGGAGGGACGGCGACGGUCUUUCGGCUGCUUUCCAAUCCGGGAAGUCGGUUCGUGUGUGUGUAAUCUCCUGGCCGCGCACCGGGUUCGGCGGGGAAGAUAUAGGCAGCUGCACUCACCCCUGGGUGCGCAGUGGAUUAGUACCUGGUGAAGUUGUGUGGAUCAGAAAAAAAAAAAGACCAAAGGCAAAAGGAGAGCAGAAAAGACUUUAAAAGAGACUUGAGAAAUUCUUUUGACUGUGCAUGGAAGCAAAGCUAAUGCGCAGGUGUAUCAGUGCUCGACCAGGAGAGAUAGGAAUGGAUGUCACUAGCCGAUGUACACUUGGUGACCCCAACAAAUUGCCCGAGGGAGUACCACAACCAGCCAGGAUGCCAUUCGUAUCGGAUAAACACCCUCGGCAGACUUUAGAAGUGAUCAACCUCCUGAGGAAGCACCGGGAACUUUGCGAUGUGGUGCUUGUUGUGGGCGCAAAAAAGAUCUAUGCACACCGAGUGAUCCUGUCGGCCUGUAGCCCUUACUUUCGAGCCAUGUUCACAGGUGAGCUUGCAGAAAGCCGGCAGACAGAGGUGGUGAUCCGCGACAUCGAUGAACGGGCCAUGGAGCUGCUUAUUGACUUUGCUUACACAUCUCAGAUAACGGUAGAGGAGGGGAACGUGCAGACCUUGCUGCCAGCUGCCUGCCUUCUGCAACUGGCUGAGAUUCAGGAGGCAUGCUGUGAGUUUUUGAAGAGGCAACUUGAUCCCUCCAACUGUCUGGGAAUCAGAGCUUUUGCUGACACCCACUCCUGCAGAGAACUUUUGCGGAUUGCUGACAAAUUCACUCAGCACAACUUUCAAGAGGUGAUGGAGAGUGAGGAGUUCAUGUUGUUACCAGCCAAUCAACUUAUUGAUAUAAUUUCCAGUGAUGAGUUGAAUGUGCGGAGUGAGGAGCAGGUUUUUAAUGCAGUCAUGGCAUGGGUCAAGUAUAGCAUUCAAGAGCGACGUCCGCAGCUUCCCCAGGUAUUGCAACAUGUUCGCCUGCCACUGCUCAGUCCCAAGUUUCUAGUGGGUACAGUUGGAUCUGACCCCCUCAUCAAGAGUGAUGAAGAGUGCAGAGACCUUGUUGAUGAAGCUAAAAAUUAUUUGCUUUUACCACAAGAACGACCCCUAAUGCAGGGUCCGAGGACAAGGCCUCGUAAGCCGAUUCGAUGCGGUGAGGUUUUAUUUGCAGUUGGAGGUUGGUGCAGUGGGGACGCAAUUUCAAGUGUUGAGCGCUAUGACCCUCAGACCAACGAGUGGCGAAUGGUAGCCUCCAUGAGCAAACGACGGUGUGGCGUUGGGGUCAGUGUGUUGGAUGAUCUCCUUUAUGCAGUGGGUGGACAUGACGGCUCGUCAUACCUAAACAGCGUGGAGAGAUAUGAUCCAAAGACCAACCAGUGGAGUAGCGACGUGGCUCCCACCAGUACAUGUCGGACCAGUGUUGGCGUGGCAGUGUUGGGAGGGUAUCUGUAUGCUGUAGGUGGCCAGGAUGGCGUCUCUUGUCUGAACAUUGUGGAAAGGUUUGAUCCAAAAGAGAAUAAGUGGGCGCGUGUGGCUUCAAUGAGUACCAGACGGCUAGGUGUGGCAGUUGCUGUAUUAGGUGGAUUUCUUUAUGCUGUUGGUGGAUCUGAUGGCACCUCUCCCCUUAAUACAGUUGAACGCUACAGUCCACAGGAAAACCGCUGGCACACUAUAGCGCCGAUGGGAACGCGACGGAAGCACCUGGGGUGUUCUGUUUACCAAGACAUGAUCUAUGCAGUUGGCGGGAGAGAUGACACCACAGAGUUGAGCAGUGCCGAGAGGUUUAAUCCUCGCACUAAUCAGUGGUCUCCAGUCGUGGCUAUGACAUCGCGCAGGAGUGGGGUCCACACAUCGGGACUUCCACAGGUUCUGACCCCCCCAUUUUGGUCGUCCGUCUGGUCUCUUACAGUCCGGAGACUAGAAGAUUUGGGCCAGUACGUUUUAGUGAUGAUGAUUGAUCGAAAAAUCUUGGCCAAUCGCUUUCAGGUUGGCCUUGCAGUUGUUAAUGGGCAGCUGAUGGCAGUGGGUGGCUUUGAUGGCACUACCUACUUAAAAACUAUUGAAGUUUAUGAUCCAGAUGCAAACACAUGGAGAUUAUAUGGAGGUAUGAACUAUCGCAGACUGGGCGGUGGAGUUGGUGUGAUCAAAAUGACGCACUGCGAAUCUCAUAUAUGGUAACUGGUAAACUCUGGAAUCUUUGCUGCUCUUGGAUGCUGUAAUUGUUUGGGAAAGAACAUUUUAAAAUUUGGUGGAAUCCGGCUGCUUAUCAGUCAAAAGAGGAGAGCUGUUCUCCAUUAACUAACCUGAAGAUGGCUCUGUGCAAUACAUGGUCUGUGGAAAAACUAGACUUCUAGGCAGGUCUGGUGAAUAGUUGUAAGGAUAUUAUAUAUUGGUGCCUAUAUAAGUUUUGUUUGUGGGGAAAGCUUUCUUAUCGAAACCCGUUGGCAGCGCCUUAUCGGUUAAACUGGAAGUGCGGAAGAGUUACACACUCUAACUUGAACAUCAGAGAUGGAAUCGACUUUUUAGGUUUCACCUUUUGAGGAAUUUAAAAACUGAAGUGAAAAGAAGCAUUGGUCUUCGGCGUGGUGGAAUACCCUUCAGAGCUGAGUGACCAGCACGUGUGUGGAAACCAUGUGCAAAUCUACAGUUGCUAUCAAACUGAACAAUUCAUAAUUCCACAUUUUACAGCUUAAAAAGGAAACUGUUUAUCGUGAACAUUAAGCUAGAGCAAAUGAAAACUCAUCAUUUGUUCCCCAUUGGAGAACUGUGUACUAAAAUCACACAUAGCUACUGCAAUGUACUUUUUUUCUGAUGUUGAUAAUCUAUGUGUUCAGUACAGUGAAUGUAGUUUUCUCUAUUCAGGAUAUAUAGCAGGAGAAAUACAGAGUCUUGUAUUCCCUGAAAUAUUACAGAACUGGAACCUUCUUUAAGGGCACUUUUCAUGAGAAAGUGUACAGCAAAUCUUUUUUCCCUCCAAUUACAGAUGCACAGUGUUAUGUACAUCAUGUCACUUGAGCAUGAAGCUGUUGUGACUAAAUAUGGUGCAUGGCUCUUUCUGCUAGAAGCCAAAAAAGAAAUGUUUGGAAAAUACUUUCUCAUGAUAAGCAUGCCCCUCUCAAGGUCAAUUUUGACUUGACUGAAGAAAAGUUGAUCUUGAGCUGUAUUUUCUCUUACCAGGUUUCUCUUGGUUCUUCGCUUAAAAUGAAAAUAAAAAAAUAAUUGGUCCAUAUCCUCCUUGCUGCCAGUUGAUGUGAAGUUAAUUUUGUAACUUGAUUGGUACAAAGCAUUUUCAAAGCUUUUGACUAAAGUUCAGUAGUAACAUGAGAAUUUUUUAAACAAUCAAUUGCUUGCCUUUGUGACUGUGAUGGAUGGUAACAGUUCACUUAAGGCUUGAGCUUAACGACCUUUGUUGCAGACUCCAUAUUUCAAAUAGAAGGUUACCUCCAGCUGAAUAGAGGAUACAUCUGGGUAUUAUUUUAAUUGAUGAAGACCCUAUUGAGUGACUAUUAUGGUAAGGGAAGAAUGCCAGUUUUGACAUUUGACCAUUGAAUUGACCUUAGCUGUGGUAUUUUACUUUGCAGUGAUAGGAACAUUGAUAAUGGGCAGGGCAUUAUUUAAGUUUGUGAAGAUGCACAUAUCUUCAGUGGUUUAGGUGGCCUUAGAUGUUUCAUUUAUUCAGCAUCUAUGAGCGUAGAAUUCUUGCAGAGGUUCACAGAUCUCCUCUCCUAACUUCAGUGGGUGCAGCAGAGGUUAGAGUAGAACGUAAUAUCUGCUUUAGAUUCCCAUUUUUGUUUUGCUGCCCUGCUCCAAUUAGAAAGAGUGGAGCUCCACACCCAGUAUAAAUGCAGAUAUAAUUGAUAAUUGCAUUUAUUGCAUUGAGAAGUUCUCAAAGUGCUUUAUACAAUUGAAUACUUUUUGAAGAGCAGUGACUAUUAUAUAGACAAUUCUGUACCUUAGGAAUGGGCUGAUCGAGUUUGAUAUUUUUCCCCUCUCUUGAUGGUGUUAAGUGAAGAAUAUUGCUGAAUGGUUUGCAUGAAGUCUGUUAUGUGGAAUAGGUUUGCAGAUUUACCCAUCUGAAGAUGGAAUGUCAUUCUACCACUGCAAAGUACUCAAUUGCAUUCUCCUCUUGGAGGGUACUUAUAAUUCCAAUGAUGUAGGCUAGAAUUUAACUAUUUGGAGUUGCAUUGUUCUACACCAGUCAAUACAUUUUUAACUAUAUAACAUCUCAUUUAUAACACUGAAUAAUUAUAGAAUAAAUUUGUAGGUGUUUUGUGUAGAACACCCACAUGUCCACAUUUAAUGUUUCCCAUUGGUUGCAAAUCCCCUCAGUAUUUAUUCAUUUGUUUAAUAAUUACUGUAUCUUUUUUCUGUGAAAAAUGAGCACUCUGAUAAAUUAUCCAAAUGUCAGUAAAAGCCUUUGUGUUUAGGUGUUUGGUUUUGAUUUUAAAUAACCAAUAUUAUAUCCCUUUUAUUGUAUAUGAUAAAAAUAGUUUAACGAA
Molecule: messenger RNA, 4672 nt
Organism: Carcharodon carcharias (great white shark)
Lineage: Eukaryota; Metazoa; Chordata; Chondrichthyes; Lamniformes; Lamnidae
Gene: klhl20
Product: kelch-like family member 20
Exons: 13
Coding region: 378-2351 (657 amino acids)
Molecular function (GO): protein binding
Source: RefSeq, a predicted model, not a curated record